This is a messenger RNA of Dichotomopilus funicola, 1749 nucleotides long. Its product is annotated as WD40-repeat-containing domain protein. Gene Ontology annotation, molecular function: protein binding. NCBI's taxonomy places the organism in Eukaryota, Fungi, Ascomycota, Sordariomycetes, Sordariales, Chaetomiaceae. The record is from RefSeq and is a predicted model, not a curated record. The transcript has 2 exons. The coding region runs from base 1 to 1749 and encodes 582 amino acids.
AUGCCUGCUUCAGAACCACCAUCGAAGCGGCGGAGGGUGCACGAUCAGAGCCUCAAUUCCACACCUCGGGACAGCUCAUCCGAAGAGGCUGUUCCCGGCUCCCCGCCCGAAACAACCCGCCUUACCGACCAAAAUAUCUCUAUCCGACGGGGCCCUCCGAGUAGCCCGCUACUGAGUGAGAACAAGCACCAAAGCCCAAACCCAAAUCCCGGCGAUCACAGGAGACGGUACCGUUCUUCGGAAUCGACUUCUCGGUCAAGAUCUCGUUCCCAGUCCAGUGCUCGAUCCCGAUCACGUUCAAUCCUGCGCUCCCGCUCUCGCAGUGCCCCAUACUCCCAUUCACGCUCGCGCUCUGGAUCUCGGAGCCGCAGCGCUUCUCACCCUCGAAGCAGAAGUCCGGACUUGUCUUCGUCCACCACCCCUCACCCCACGAGCCACGCCGAACCCGACCACCACCACCACCACCGACGUGGCAAACUACCCCUACUUCCCAACUACCGCUCACACCUUCUCCUACAAGGCCACACCGCCGCUAUAUCGCAAGUGCGGAUCUCGCCUGACGGCCGCUGGAUCGCGUCGGCCUCCGCCGACGGCACUGCUAAAAUAUGGGACGCUUCUACUGGGGUACACUUGGAAACACUCGUCGGUCACAUGGCUGGCGUUUCAUGUCUUGCCUGGGCGCCGGACAGCGACACUCUGGCCACGGGAUCUGACGAUAAAGCUAUCCGGCUUUGGGAUCGGGUAACGGGAAGUCCCGCACACGACGUCGCGCACCGGGAUAAUUCGAGCGAAGGGAUGGGAAGUGUGGUGAUGAAGGGUGUGGCAAUGAGGGCGGCAGCGCGGCGGGCGCGGAUCGGCGUUCCUGGCGAGGGGGUGAGAGGCGGGAGAACCGGCCGGGGUCCGUUACUGGGCCACCACAAUUAUGUGUACUCUCUCGCGUUCUCGCCCAAGGGAAAUAUCUUGGUGAGCGGGAGCUACGAUGAGGCAGUUUUCCUGUGGGACGUGCGGGCAGGCCGGUUGAUGCGCAGUCUGCCAGCGCAUAGCGACCCAGUCAGCGGAGUGGGCUUCUGCAGGGAUGGAACCUUGGUGGUGAGUUGUUCCACCGAUGGGUUGAUCCGUGUCUGGGACACCUCCACCGGCCAGUGCCUACGCACCCUUGUCCACGAAGACAAUCCCGCCGUCGCCAAUGUUUGCUUCAGCCCCAACGGCCGAUUCGUACUCGCUUUCAGCCUCGACAGCUCUAUACGGUUAUGGGACUACGUUUCGGGUUCCGUCAAGAAGACAUAUCAAGGCCACACAAACAAGGGGUUUUCGAUCGGUGGGUGCUUUGGACUACUCACAGAUGAAGAUGAUGGGAUGAGAGAGGAAUUACCGGACGAGGAAAUAGGCUCUCGACAACGACCUUUUAUAGCUUCGGCUAGCGAGGAGGGUGAUAUAGUUAUGUGGGACGUCAAAAGCAAGGAGGUGAUACAACGAAUCAAGGGCGUACACCAAGGAGUCUGUUUCUGUGUUGAUAUUCACGGGACGACCAUGGUAAGCGCAGGCCAAGACGGAUUGAUAAAACUGUUUAAGCACCGGCCUAGAAACGACCAUCCUAAGCGAGAGGAUAGUGAAGCGAACGCGAUGGGCGACACCGACGCACGCCUGGGGGAUGCUCCAGAUCCUACGACCGCAGAUGAGGAGUUGCAACGGCAGGUGGAGGCCGAGGCGGAGUCACCAGGACAGCGUGUCAAGGAGGAGCAGGUGUGA